Rhodotorula graminis WP1 is the source of this 1050-nucleotide messenger RNA. RefSeq lists its product as uncharacterized. The annotation marks the transcript as partial. Gene Ontology annotation, molecular function: 1-phosphatidylinositol-3-phosphate 5-kinase activity. Gene Ontology annotation, cellular component: endosome membrane; fungal-type vacuole membrane. Lineage: Eukaryota; Fungi; Basidiomycota; Microbotryomycetes; Sporidiobolales; Sporidiobolaceae. The transcript has 6 exons. Gene Ontology annotation, biological process: phosphatidylinositol phosphate biosynthetic process. The record is from RefSeq and is a predicted model, not a curated record.
UCGAAGCGGUACUACCAGGCGUUCGAGAACGCCAACCUGCCUCGGAUUCGAGAAGGCCUCGGCGUCGCUAGCGCCGGCGACGAGCACCCGAGCGAGGUCACCUCGUUCGCGACCCAGCACGACAGCGACGUUGCGCAGACGAUCGAGGAUAUCUUGCGCGCCUCGACGCAGCGCUCGUUCAAGCUCGGCGGUGCGUCCUCUUUUGGCUCUCUCGCACGGACCUCGUGCGCUCGACUCACGCCUUUCCCUCUCAUAGACGUCGAGCUCGGCGACAUUUCGGCACGCUGCACCGUCUUCUGGGUCGAGCAGUUCGAGGCCUUGCGUCGGCAGUGCGGCUGCGACAAGCAGUUUGUCGAGAGCCUGUCGCGGUGCUUCAAAUGGGACGCGGCGGGCGGCAAGAGCAAGGUCGACUUCAUGAAGACCCUCGAUGACCGCUUCAUCGUCAAGCAGCUGUCACGCCCCGAGAUGGAGGUCUUUGCCCGAUUCGCGCCGGCCUACUUUCAGUACAUGGCCGACGCUCUCUUCCAGGGUAAACCUACCGUCCUCGCCAAGGUCUUUGGCAUCUACCGCAUCAGCCUCGGCAAGGAGUACCGCAACGUCGACUUCCUCGUCAUGGAGAACCUCUUCUACGGCCGCCAGCUCAAGCAGAUCUUCGACCUCAAAGGCUCCACCCGCAACCGGCGCGCCGACGAGAACAACCCGGUCCUCCUCGACGAGAACUUGCUCGAGGUGUCGCUCAAGAGCCCGUUCUACGUCCGCGAGGAGUCGAAGCAGUUCAUCAAGCAGGCGAUCUUCAACGACAGCCAGUUUCUCUCGGACCUGAACGUCAUGGACUACUCGCUCGUCGUCGGCGUCGACGCCGUCAAGUCGGAGCUCCUCGUCGGCAUCGUCGACUACAUCCGCACCUACACGUGGGACAAGCGCAUCGAGAGCUGGGUCAAGGAGACGACCUUCCUCGGCGGCGCGUCGAAAGCCGGCGGCCCGACCGUCAUCACGCCCAAGCAGUACAAGCUGCGCUUCCGCGAGGCCAUCGACGGCUACCUCCUGCUC